Molecule: messenger RNA, 1128 nt
Organism: Thermothelomyces thermophilus ATCC 42464
Lineage: Eukaryota; Fungi; Ascomycota; Sordariomycetes; Sordariales; Chaetomiaceae
Exons: 1
Coding region: 1-1128 (375 amino acids)
Source: RefSeq, a predicted model, not a curated record
AUGGCGUCCUUCGCACCCCGGCAGAACCCCAGCCCUCCGGUCGUGCCCGGGGCGCCCUUUGCCGCCAAGUUCACCACAAUGCCGUCGGCUUCAUCAACGACCAGGCAGAGGGCGUCCCCUCGAAUCUGGGCCUCGCCGCCACCGUGGCUACCCCCCGGUGCUGCCCCGCCGGGGGACGAGACCACCACCGCCACACGCGGGCUCGGCAACCGCCCGCCGACGCCGAACUCGGCCUCUUCCUCGGAGCCCUUCUUCGACGACAACAGGACCCCGGGCCAGGUCGCCGUCGCCGUCAUCACCGUCGUCGUCCUCGCCUUGGUCAUGGCCCCUUGCAUCGCCGCUUACUACAGCGGCCGCUACGGCUCCUGCCGCCGCCGCCGCCGCCGCCGCCGCCGCCGCUGCCAGACCACUACCGCCACCCCGCUGGUCGCGCGGGGGAUCCCGUCCCGCCGCACAGCCGUCCCAACCCCGCGCGAGGUCCCGCGAGCCCACCGGGGGACGGGCAGUUCCUGGGAGGAUCCGGAAGCGCGGGCGCUCGUGCAGGACCAGCUCGAGGCCCACUACCGCAGCCUGCGCGCCGAGGGGCUGAACGAGCUGGGCGAGCCGCCGCCGCCGUACAAGGCGGACGAGGCGCCGCCAAGGCAUCACGAUCACCACCGCGACCCGCCCACUCUCGGACCCCAAAACGGGACGCCGGCAACGACAACGGCGGCAGCGGCAGCGGCAGCGGUUCCCCCAGGCUACCGGGGGCCGCUGCGAGAGCGGGACGGAGGGCGGCGUGCCGAGUCCGCGACGCCUCCGACGGGCGGCGUGGCAGCCUCGGAACCUGAGCCUCUCGAUGAAGGCAGUGGGAACAUCGAGCUCCGGACCCUGCCCUCCCAGUCCCCGACCUGGCCUCAAACAAGCCCCCGGCGGUCAUCCCCGAGCACCCCGGUCGAAGGGCCCUUGCCGCGCGCCACGAGCCGCGCGCCAUCGCCGUCACCUUCACCGUCACCAUCAUCACCAUCACCGCUAGCGCUAGCGCUAGUACAACCGGCACCGUCUUCCCCGCCGCCCACCCCUCAAGCGGCAGAGCAGGCCGACAUAGUGGCCGAGCCGGAAAAGGGCCGAACGAAGCCGGCCGCAUAA